AUGGAAGAGUCUUUAAAAACAUAUCGAUUAUUGGAAGCGCUCAGAUCAGGAGACACGGAUGCACUCAGCACAAUCAUGUUGGCUUAUCAACCGCCCGCACCUUCCUCACCCGCUUCUUCCACCUAUCAAUCGAACUCACAAUAUGCAAUCCCCCCUUCGCCCCUCUUACUGGCUACUCAAUGUGCUUCCUAUCAGACCAUAGAAUUCAUAACCAAUAAUUUCCUCGACAAAAUCGAUAUCAAUCAACAAGAUCAACGGGGAAACACGGCAUUGCAUUAUGCAUCUCAGAUGGGGAGGAUUGAUGUAUGCGAAUUAUUGUUAAGACAAAAGAACAUCAAUGAUACGGUGGUGAAUAACGAGGGAGAGCAAGCAAUAGAGAUUGCUAAGAAUCAAGAGACGGCAGAUUUUUUGGAGGAAAAUCGUGCGAAAUAUGUUGAAGAAAAUUCCAAUCUCUUUCGAAAAUAUAUAUCUGACUCUAACUAUGUCGGCAUCCAAAUGUUAUUUCAAGAUCCUCGUGCCUUGGUUUUAAUUGAUAUAAAUACACAAAGCCCAUCCGGAUUUACGUUGUUGCAUGAUGCAGCAAAGAGGAAGAAUCUGGAUAUGGUGCAGUUUUGUUUGAAUCGUGGAGCGGAUGUGUCUAUACGCGAUCGAAAACGAAAAGUGGCAGCAGAUGUUACCAAGGACGAGAGGAUUAAGAAUAUGCUUAAGCAUGGUAGGUUAGAAAUGAGAAAUCUAAAAUGGGAAGUGGUUCGGGAGAUACUAAUGGUGACAUGCGGGCGAUGUUUAUUAGAGGACCUUUUUUAG
This is a messenger RNA of Acaulospora colombiana, 804 nucleotides long. The record is from the annotation of a GenBank genome assembly. Lineage: Eukaryota; Fungi; Glomeromycota; Glomeromycetes; Diversisporales; Acaulosporaceae.